AGGGAAGAUUCUCCCUUCACUGCCACUUCAGAUCUUCUUCGUCCCUACAUCUUCUCCGAACUUCAAAACCCUAAUCCCGAGGCAUCACUGCUCUUGUACUUCGCUGCGGAGCUUCAGUCGCCAUUGGACUGAUACCUAUGGCUACAGUGCCCGACAGUUCUUCUUCUAAGAGGUGGCUUCCUCUCGAAGCUAAUCCCGAUGUCAUGAAUCAGUUCUUGUGGGGCCUUGGUCUCCCAGAGAAUGAGGCGGAGUGUUUUGAUGUUUUUGGGUUAGAUGAAGAACUUCUAGAAAUGGUGCCAAAGCCCGUGCUGGCCGUUCUAUUUCUGUAUCCCCUGACCUCUCUGAGCGAGGAAGAGAGGAUGCAGCAGGACAAAGUGCAGAGGGAAUACAGCAAUAAAGUCUACUUUAUGAAGCAAACUGUGGGCAAUGCUUGUGGAACAAUUGGACUUCUUCAUGCCGUUGGGAACAUCACUUCAGAGGUCAAUCUUGUUGAGGGAUCGUACUUGGAUAAGUUCUUCAAGUCGACCUCAAGUAUGGAUCCACAUCAGCGAGCAGCUUUUCUUGAAAAUGACAGAGAUAUGGAAGUAGCUCAUUCAGUGGCAGCUACUGCUGGCGAUACUGAGGCAUCAGAUAAUGUGGACACUCACUUUAUAUGCUUUUCAUGCGUGGAUGGUGAACUUUAUGAACUUGAUGGAAGAAAGUCUUGCCCGAUAUCGCACGGUCCCUCCUCACCAAGCACCUUAUUGCAGGAUGCAGCAAAAGUAAUACGGGGUAUGAUUGAGAAAAAUCCGGAAUCACUCAACUUCAAUGUCAUAGCUGUCUCAAAGAAGGCCGGGGGCAACUUCUAAGAUCGAACAACUUGAGCGGGCUUAUCUAGUUGCUCACAUGUUUUCGAUACCUCAAGUGGGAACCUCUCCUUUUAUCUUCCCUCUACAAGUUUGAAGAUCGGUGCACUCAUGAUCUGAAUGAAUUAUUAGCUCCUAGGGAGAACUUUCAUAUCGAUUGAUCUCGUCCGAGUUACUUGAAUGUUUCAUGAUUCUGCGUGGAGGUGAAAACCGUCUUGUUUGGGUAAAAACGGAAAAGACGAAAUUUCACGAGAGUGAUCAAGAAGGUCAACGGAUGAGAGGCAAUUUGACCUGCUAGAAAGAUGGAAACUUUCUUUGUACAACUUACCUGUGAUCUAGACACGGGUUUUUCAACCCUCCCGCGUCGACAGACAGUUAAAAAUGUCAACCAUCAGAUGGGAACAAUAAGGAAGGCCGAGGUCUGAAAUCCCCCACCAAGUCAAUGGCGGGAAAACGCAGGAGAGGAGGAUCGGUUCAGGAAGCUGGUGGAUCAGGUCGCUGUCUUGCAGCGGCAGUCUUUCGCUUCCGCUUGAGCUGUUUUCUGAUGAUUCUCGGGACUGGUGAUGGAGCCCGCGGGAGAAUUUGGGCUGUUGCUACCAUUCACUCUCUAUCUAGUUAAGCCGUGUUGUAGAUGUUGGGUUGGUGACCGUAAUCUUAUUACAGUAUCGUUGGGGUUCGAGAGUGGGUCGAUGACUAACUGUAAUCGUGCAAGAUUACUAUCACUUGCAGCGUAAGGUGCUCUUUCUCGGGCACCUCGAACCUUUUGGUGUGCGUCAACUGUCAAGCGAUAUCCCUAGAUAUAAGGUUGGUUUGA
Punica granatum (pomegranate) is the source of this 1659-nucleotide messenger RNA. The record is from RefSeq and is a predicted model, not a curated record. Lineage: Eukaryota; Viridiplantae; Streptophyta; Magnoliopsida; Myrtales; Lythraceae.